Pseudomassariella vexata is the source of this 501-nucleotide messenger RNA. Its product is annotated as mitochondrial distribution/morphology family 35/apoptosis. The transcript is spliced from 4 exons. The coding region runs from base 48 to 296 and encodes 82 amino acids. Lineage: Eukaryota; Fungi; Ascomycota; Sordariomycetes; Amphisphaeriales; Pseudomassariaceae. The record is from RefSeq and is a predicted model, not a curated record.
CCAUCAAGAUUCUGCUUCGAAUAAGACCGUCAGCCCCCGUUGCCACAAUGUCAGCAUCACUUGCACAAGAAUGCAAUGAGGUGAAGGAACGGUACGAUACUUGCUUCCUUAAGUGGUACAGCGAGAAAUACCUUCGAGGAAAUGGCAAGACGGACGACAAUGAGUGUGCUGGGUUAUUCAAGGACUAUCAAAAGUGCUUGAAGGUGGCUCUUAAGGACCGCGGAAUAGACAAGUUGCUCGAGGAGGCACGGGAGGAUACCAAGGAAAAUGAUGCUAUUCACAUGCAACGGAAAUAAGCUACUCUGCCCAGGCCGUGCCGGAUAUCCGGGCGCUCCAAUGAGACCACAAUCUGGGGAUGGACGAUCAUCACAAGUGAGAGCUCUUUCGGAACACGGCUGAGAUCGAGUAAAAUACGAAAGGGCAUGGAUUUGGCGUUCAGGAUUCUCGUAUUUAGAUCUCUUCUCCAAGCAUACCCCAGCUCAAGCUGAAGAGCCGCCUUCU